Molecule: messenger RNA, 1256 nt
Organism: Prunus mume (Japanese apricot)
Lineage: Eukaryota; Viridiplantae; Streptophyta; Magnoliopsida; Rosales; Rosaceae
Product: Haloacid dehalogenase-like hydrolase (HAD) superfamily protein
Source: RefSeq, a predicted model, not a curated record
GCCAUUUUAGUAAAACCAGAACCCGAGAUGCAUUUCUAUAAAGACUCCCCACAUCAAGGAUCUUUAACAUGUUGGCACCCCAGCAUUCGGUUCUGGUUUUAAGCUGAGUCAGUGAGUCACGCAUGGAGCCAAAAACUGAAACAACCAUUGUGCAGUAGAGCCUCAAAUGAAGCUCAGUAAUGGCGCUAAUGGCAACCAGAACAAAGCUCUUUAGGCUGCUGACGACUCUCACUACGAAAGCACCAAUUUUGGGAUCUGGGUCUUGCUCCAAUGGCGUUAAGGGACCGGUUAGGGUCGACCGGGGCGGUGGGCUCGGGUUGACGGCCUAUUCGACCUCUGCUGUGGCACAGCAAGAGCCAGGGGUCGUUGGGUCGAGGCACAUGGGGUUGGAGAUAUUGGGUGUGAAAGAUUAUGAAGAUUAUAGGAGGUCUCUUUAUGGUGAAAUCACCCACAAGGCUCUGCUUGUUGAUGCUGUUGGCACCCUUGUUGUUCCUUCCCAGCCAAUGGCUCAGAUAUAUAGGAAGAUAGGCGAGAAGUAUGGAGUGGAGUACUCAGAGGCUGAGAUUUUGAACAGAUACAGAAGGGCUUACGGGCAGCCUUGGGGUAGAUCUCGUCUCAGAUAUGUAAAUGAUGGGAGACCCUUCUGGCAAUAUAUAGUCAGUUCUUCCACUGGCUGUUCAGAUUCCCAGUACUUUGAAGAACUUUAUAACUACUAUACAACUAACAAGGCUUGGCACCUCUGUGAUCCUGAUGCUGGGAAAGUGUUUCAAGCUCUGAGAAAAGCAGGUGUCAAAGUAGCUGUUGUGUCAAAUUUUGAUACUCGAUUAAGACCUCUUUUGCAGGCUCUAAAUUGUGAACAUUGGUUUGAUGCGGUAGCAGUGUCAGCCGAAGUUGAAGCAGAGAAGCCAAAUCCAACAAUAUUUCUUAAAGCUUGUGAAUUAUUAGGAGUAAAACCUGAGGAUGCGGUGCAUGUGGGAGAUGAUCGUAGGAAUGAUAUAUGGGGUGCCAGAGAUGCAGGCUGUGAUGCUUGGCUUUGGGGAAGUGAUGUUCACUCCUUUAAGGAGGUGGCUCAGAGGGUAGGGGUCCAAGUUUAAAAUGAUGUCUCAUGCAACAUGAAUGAUGCUCUCCCUGUACAGGUUUCUUUAGCUCCAAUGGGGGCGUUAUGUAUAUUUGUGCUUUGCUGUAAUCUGUAUAAGACGUGAGGCUAGAACGCUAACUUGAAGCAUAAAGAGAAAAUAAUGUAAGACAUCUAUGUC